Mustela erminea (ermine) is the source of this 6224-nucleotide messenger RNA. It is a transcript of the gene ADAM23, whose product is annotated as ADAM metallopeptidase domain 23. Gene Ontology annotation, cellular component: presynaptic membrane. Gene Ontology annotation, biological process: proteolysis. The record is from RefSeq and is a predicted model, not a curated record. Gene Ontology annotation, molecular function: metalloendopeptidase activity. NCBI's taxonomy places the organism in Eukaryota, Metazoa, Chordata, Mammalia, Carnivora, Mustelidae. Bases 350 to 2851 code for a protein of 833 amino acids. The transcript is spliced from 26 exons.
GCCGCUCGCUCUCACGCGCCGUCUCAGCGUCCUCAGCCCCAGCAGCAGCCCCCGCAGUCGCUGGAGCGGCCGCGCCCGCCGCAGGGAGGGAGGAGCAUCUGGGGAGGCUCCAAGUUGGCGGAGCGACUAGGACCCCCGGACUCUUCAGCGGCCGCCCGGGAGGGGCUGAGAGGCGAGCAGGGGAGGGGGCGCCGCCUAGCCUCUAGUCCCGAGCCCCGAGCCCCGACCCCCUGCCCGCGGCCGCACCAUGCGCGCCGGGUCGGCGUGAUCGGCUCCGCCCGCAGCCUCCCCGCAGCCUAGCCCGGCGCUCUCGCCCGCCACACUGAGCGGCGCCCGGGAGCUAUGAGCCAUGAAGCCGCCCGGCAGCAGCUCCCUGCGGCCGCCCCUGGCGGGGUACAGCCUUUCCCGAGCCUCUCGCGGCCCCUCCGGCGGCCCCGCCGGCCCGGCGCCUAUCCGCGCCCUGGCCCGCGCGCCGCCCUGCCGCCUGCUCCUCGUCCUUCUUCUGCUGCCUCCUCUCGCCACCUCGUCCCGGCCCCGGGCCUGGGGGACUACUGCACCCAGCGCUCCGCAUUGGAAUGAAACUGCAGAAAAAAAUUUGGGAGUCCUGGCAGAUAAAGACAGCACAUUGCAACAGCAUAACAGCAGUAAUAUCAGUUACAGCAAUGCAAUGCAGAAAGAAAUCACAUUGCCUUCAAGACUCAUCUAUUACAUCAACCAAGACUCAGAAAGUCCUUAUCAUGUUCUGGACACAAAGACAAGACACCAGCAAAAACAUAACCAGGCUGUCCAUCUGGCCCAGGCAAGCUUCCAGAUUGAAGCCUUUGGCUCUAAAUUCAUUCUUGACCUCACACUGAACAAUGGUUUGCUGUCUUCUGAUUAUGUGGAGAUCCACUACGAAAAUGGGAAGCCACAGCACUCCAAGGGUGGAGAGCACUGUUACUACCACGGCAGCAUCAGAGGAGUCAAGGACUCGAGGGCUGCUCUGUCGACCUGCAAUGGACUUCAUGGUAUGUUUGAAGAUGAUACCUUUGUAUAUAUGAUAGAACCGCUGGAGCUGAUUCACGAUGAGAAAAGCACCGGUCGACCACAUAUAAUCCAAAAAACCUUGGCAGGACAAUAUUCUAAGCAAAUGAAGAAUCUCAGUAUGGAAAGCAGUGGCCAGUGGCCCUUUCUGUCUGAAUUGCAGUGGUUGAAAAGGAGAAGGAAGAGAGCCGUGAACCCAUCUCGUGGUGUGUUUGAAGAAAUGAAAUAUUUGGAACUUAUGAUUGUUAAUGAUCACAAAACGUAUAAGAAGUAUCGUUCUUCUCAUGCACACACCAAUAACUUUGCAAAGUCCGUGGUCAACCUUGUGGAUUCUAUUUACAAGGAGCAGCUCAAUACCAGGGUCGUCCUGGUAGCAGUAGAGACGUGGACUGAGAAGGAUCAUAUUGAGAUCACCACCAACCCUGUGCAGAUGCUCCAUGAGUUCUCCAAAUACCGGCAGCGUAUGAAACAGCACGCCGAUGCCGUGCACCUCAUCUCGCGUAUGACAUUCCACUAUAAGAGAAGCAGUCUGAGUUUCUUUGGAGGUGUCUGUUCUCGCACACGGGGAGUUGGUGUGAAUGAGUAUGGUCUUCCAAUGGCAGUGGCACAAGUAUUAUCGCAGAGCCUGGCUCAAAACCUUGGAAUCCAAUGGGAACCUUCUAGCAGAAAGCCAAAAUGUGACUGCACAGAAUCCUGGGGCGGCUGCAUCAUGGAGGAAACAGGGGUGUCUCAUUCCCGAAAGUUCUCAAAGUGCAGCAUUUUGGAAUAUAGAGACUUUUUACAGAGAGGAGGUGGAGCCUGUCUUUUCAACAGGCCAACAAAGCUAUUUGAGCCCACGGAAUGUGGAAAUGGAUAUGUGGAGGCUGGAGAGGAAUGUGACUGUGGUUUACACGUGGAGUGCUAUGGACUGUGCUGUAAGAAGUGCUCUCUCUCCAACGGGGCCCACUGCAGCGACGGCCCGUGCUGUAACAAUACCUCAUGUCUCUUUCAGCCACGAGGGUAUGAAUGUCGGGAUGCUGUCAACGGGUGUGAUAUUACUGAAUAUUGUACUGGAGACUCUGGCCAGUGCCCACCAAACCUUCAUAAGCAAGAUGGAUAUGCAUGCAAUCAAAAUCAGGGCCGCUGUUACAAUGGGGAAUGCAAGACCCGGGACAACCAGUGCCAGCAUGUCUGGGGGACAAAGGCUUCCGGGUCUGACAAGUUCUGUUAUGAGAAGCUGAACACAGAAGGCACUGAGAAGGGGAACUGUGGGAGGGACGGAGACCGCUGGAUCCAGUGCAGCAAACAUGAUGUGUUCUGUGGGUUUUUACUCUGUACCAAUCUUACUCGAGCUCCGCGUAUUGGUCAGCUUCAGGGUGAGAUCAUCCCAACUUCCUUCUACCAUCAAGGCCGAGUGAUUGACUGCAGUGGUGCCCAUGUGAUUUUAGAUGAUGAUACAGAUGUGGGCUAUGUAGAAGAUGGAACGCCAUGUGGUCCAUCCAUGAUGUGCUUAGAUCGGAAGUGCCUACAGAUUCAGGCCCUAAAUAUGAGUAGCUGCCCACUCGAUUCCAAGGGUAAAGUCUGUUCAGGCCAUGGGGUGUGCAGUAACGAAGCCACCUGCAUCUGUGAUUUCACCUGGGCAGGGACAGACUGCAGCAUCCGGGAUCCAGUCAGGAACCUUCACCCUCCCAAGGAUGAAGGACCCAAGGUGAACAUGGCCACAAGCAGGCUGAUAGGUGCUGUGGCGGGCACCAUUCUGGCCCUGGGGGUGAUUUUUGGAGGCACAGGGUGGGGAAUAGAAAAUGUCAAGAAGAGGAGAUUCGAUCCCACCCAGCAGGGCCCCAUCUGAGUCCGCAGCGGCAGCGGGUGAGCGGUGCCUCGCACCGUUGGAUUCUGGGUGCGACAGACCCGCUGCACCGUUGCCGGAGCUGUUCCAUCUGUAAGCAAGACCACUGGGUGGUAACGACCACAGCACUGAAGUUGGGGGACAGGGAUGGGGGAACAGGAAACUGUCCUUUGGGGAAAUCAUUUCAAAGAACCCCUCUUACCACCUGUCAAGAAAAGGGGAUCAAAGACAAUGUUAUAAAAAGAACUAUUUCAGAAUCUUGUUUUUUUCUAACUGAAGGAAGAAGGAACAAUAACGGAAAAUUAAGUGCAAUAAAAGAACCAUUAAAAAAUAGCAAAAGAUUUUUUUUUUUUUCUUUCCUCAGCCUGCUGGCACUUACUACCUUCUAAAUGAUUUGGCAUGAUUUUUUUUUCUUUUCCUACCAAUGACACACUCCAGUGGCAUGAAGAUCUAAUUUUCGAAAGGGUAAAAUCCGCAUGGCCUAUCUACAACAAGCAGCUAGCAAGCCAUCCACAGCAAAACCUGCAGCUGAAUUCCCGAGGUGAACCGGCCGGGGAACAGGGGGGUGCUGUCCGGCCCUCACCCCCUUGUCUAGGCCAGCCACGAGAGACCCCACGGACCCCUGCUCAUGUUGAGUCCUUUUCCCCGUGUGCUCGCCUGGACCAAGCAUCCUUUGGAAAUGGGAGCUGGAAUUUGAACAAUGAUGCUAUUGUAUAGUUCUUUUAUAAAUGUAAAUAUGGAAAUAAGAGAUUUUGACAUCAUUUUCACUUGUCUGUACUGGAAUAUUUUUCUUGUAAAAGUUCUCUGUAGAUUGGAGUUUAUUGUUUGCUCCCCAUCUUUUGGGUUCUUUUCGCUGUUUUCUCUCUCUCUUCUCUGGUAACGUGUUGUUCAGUGAUUUGGGGGCUUGCUUCAAAAAAGACAGAUGUAGCCACCGAUGCAGGGAGUUUGGGCACAAAGCAGGUGCAAGUGAACAAGGAAAUGCGUGAACAAAAUGAAAUGCUUGAAACCAAAAAUAAGCAAAAGCGGGGCGGGGGGGGUGACACAAACAACUAAAUAACCCAUACUAAAGACACAAAAAUUAUAUAAAUGCAACUAUAUGUACUGACAAGUCUAACAUUUUGUGACGUCAUUAUACAUGUAUGUAUAUAAUGUAAGAAAGUAGACACCCUCUCAAAGGAAUCACAAAAGUGCCAAGCUCAUGAUUUGCAUUUUUGGUUUUGACAGUUUUCUUUCCCUGUCUUUAAUGUGAAAGGAGGAUGAACUUAAAGCCUUAAAUUAAAAAAUAACUUUUCAAUGUUAAAAAACUGGGGGGGAAAGUUACACUUUCCAUUUCGUUCACAGCUGUUAUUGUCCAUAUCUCAUCCAUGCUUCCUCUCCCCGCCUCGAAAGACGUGGUAGAACCCCGCUGGCAAGCUGGUAACGGACACACAGCAGGGGCUGCCUUCUUGUGAGUGUUGCUAUCGUGGGCUUUACGUCUGUGUGGUGUGUUUUCAGAUAAAUCUUGUCAGGAGCCCGUAGUGUGUUACCGGUCUGUGGAAUGUUCUGGAUUGCGAUGGGAUUCUGCUGUUCACAAAUUUGUUCAUCUUCUUUGGCCUUCAGGCAGAUGUGCCGAUGUAAUCUGGGUUCCCAAGUCCCUCUUGAGUUUCCUUCACUGACACCACUUUCUUCCAUGUAGGGUCAAGAUAGUGUCCGUUCAAGGGCAUAGUAUAUACAGUGAAUAAAGAAAUCUGGUCCUGACUUGGUUUUGAAUGUAGAAACUUGUACGUGAGUCCUUCACUCAGCACCCACUUAGACACUUGCAGAUGAGCUUUCCUGAAGCAUCCCCAGCCCAAGAGCCUGCACUUCUCUCACGCCCUCUUUUCAGGAACAGGACACCCCAUCGUCUCUUCGUUUCAUGACAACCGAAUGAAUUGCUAGAUUUGGCUUUCAGUCCCUUUUCAGCAAGAUUCAUGACACCAGUCUCACAAUUUUUGCUUCGAUUUUGGAAAGGAUAACGUGCUAAAAAUGUACUGCUUAAAACUGUGAGGUUUUUUUCCCCCGGUAUAUUGAAUUGUGGCCAUAUCACAGUCUCAGAGCAGAAACCUUACUUUCAGUAUGCUCCAGGAGAUCAAUACCUAACCUCAAUCCUGUUACUGCUUUCUGAGUAAUAGGUGCUACCCAGGUCAGCAGUCUUUCUCUAGAACUAGCUGUACAUUUGUGUCCUAACAACAGGGCUGUCUCCAAGGUUUAUCAGCCUUAUCCUCAGCUUCAUGAGACACGGGCUGUAUCCCUCCACCUAGUGGCGAUGGCUCUUUCAGUCCAGAGAAAACUCAGAUUACUUGGCAUCUCUUCCUGUCACCGUAUUGUUUAUGUCUUUGUUGCUGGAUCCUACUUGCUGGUGGAAUCCAUCUGUUACUGACUACACCACGCACAUUUCACUGCUCUUUGGGAGGCACCACAUGUGACUUCACAGAACCAAACCAUAGUGGUUACAAAACAAGUUAAAUCUCUAUUAUUAACUUUUGAGCAUUUCACAGACAACAUUGUAAGUGUGCGAUGUUACGUUUUAAAUCAGACCACAGUGGUCCCCAAAUAUUAUGUACAUAAUGGCAAAUGUCAGUGUAACUUUUUGUUACACUGGCAGUUUCAUAGGUAACCACACCUAUGUUCCAAUGUUCAAUUAUCUGUGUGUAUAUGUAAAAUACACAAGCUUUAAGCUACCUGUGUAUGAAGAUGAAAGAUAAUGCAACCAUACCAACCGUAAACAAUGGAUUAUACUUACUUUGGGUGGUAUUCGGUUAUGUCGUUCCAAACUCUUUGCUGUUUUUUCUCUUGCACAUGCCAUUCAUUUGCUGAUUUUUGUGGUAAGAAUAGUUCUUUUUAUUAAUUUGAGCUCAAAAUCCAAAUGUGUCACUGUCUUACUGUUACCCAACAAGAGUUAGUGUUCAGUGAUGACAAGUUCCCGUUUCAUCUGCUCUUCUUUGCCGCAUUAAUUAACGACACCUGGAUGAGGAGGUGUGCGCUAACUUCAUUGCUCACCUGGGAUCCUGCAUGAGCCCACUGAAUUAGUGCUACUCCUAUUAGAUAAAUGAGCAGUACCCAUAGGUGCAUGUUAUGAAACAUGAAUCACAUAGAGCUGUGGAGUUUUACCAAGUAGUAUGUUUUUUGUUUUCAUUUUUGUUUCCACUAUGCAAAGAUGGGAAAUGCACAAACUUCUCAAAGACUCCAGUGUCUGAAGAACUUUACAAAUAAUACUUGAACCUUUCUUUAAAGUCAUCCCAUCAUAUUUUAUAGUCAUGGUUGCUUCCAUUGUUAACUUUUGUUUUUAAAUGGUUUGUAAUUUUUUAAGUGUACAACCUGAAGUUUUGUUUGAAGUUAAUAAAUUCAUUCAUAAUCU